Molecule: messenger RNA, 1289 nt
Organism: Oxyura jamaicensis (ruddy duck)
Lineage: Eukaryota; Metazoa; Chordata; Aves; Anseriformes; Anatidae
Gene: MRPL45
Product: mitochondrial ribosomal protein L45
Exons: 8
Cellular component (GO): mitochondrion
Source: RefSeq, a predicted model, not a curated record
GCCGCCGUGAGGGCGGCGGGCGUGGGGCUGCUUGGACGGCGGGCCGUGGGGUCGGCGCUCCGCCCGCCCCGAGCCGCCCCGCCCUGCCUCGUCGUGCCGGUGAGGACGAAGCGGAGGCUGUUCGUGCCCGAGUGGGCCAGGGAGCCGUCCGCGGAGGAGAAGGAGCGCAGGCUGCGCGCCGCCGGCACGGCGUGGCCCGAGGACCGCGUGGAGCGAGCCUUCUUCUUGGCCUGCACAGCUGAUAUUAUAGACCCUUACGUCCCUCCUGAGGGUGAUGCCCGCGUGUCCUCCCUGUCCAAAGACGGGCUGAAGCAAAGGGUGGAGAAGCUGAAGCAGACCGCUGCCUCCCAGCUAGCUCUGCGGAAGGUAAAGGAUCACGAUCCAGACUUCAGCACGAAAACCUUCCCAGAGAAGGCGCAGGAGAUAUUCAUUGAAGCUCACAACUGCCUGGCAAAUUUUAACAAGCAGAAACUUCACUCCCUGGUGACUGAGCGCUGCUAUCCGGACAUGGUCCGUGGCAACAGGUACAAGACCAUCCGCUGGAGUUUUGUGGAGUCCCUGGAGCCCCCGAGGGUGGUGCACGUUCGGUGCAACAGCAUUGUGAAUCCAAGUAACCUGUACGGCCAGGUGACGGUGCGGAUGCACACGCGGCAGACUCUGGCUAUCUAUGACCGGUUUGGUCGGCUGAUGUACGGUGGGGAGCAGGUGCCCAAGGAUGUUUUGGAGUAUGUUGUAUUUGAGAGGUAUUUGGUCAACCCCUACGGCACCUGGAGGAUGCAUGGCAAGAUUGUUCCGGCGUGGGCUCCACCAAAGGACCCCAUCAUUAAGACGGUGAUGAUUCCCGGCCCAACCUUGGAUCCCUCACAAGAGGUUAAAGAAAAUAAAUGAGAAACUUCAGAGCCUGUACAGAGGCAGCAGCACAAACAGCCCUGAAGGAACAAAAUGGAGAAUGGCUGGAGGUGGCUGGCUGGGUGUAGCUGUGCUUCUCAACCAAGCAGCCUCAGAAAUGGACUCUGGUCACUAAGAAACUGCCUUGAAAGGAGCGAAAGAGGCGUGGGAGAGGAUUCAGAUGAGCUCUAAGAGCUCUACUCUGUCCAAAUAGUCUACGUGCUGUGUCUUAACCCUCUCUGUGUUUCUGUGCAGAUCAGAAGUCUGCCAUCUUCAGGGCAGUUCCCUGGGCUAACCUCUGUGCUGAGCUUGUGUGGCGGGAGCCGUUGGUAACUCCAGUCUGCCCAGACAUGGGCUAUGUGGUCGACCUGGUGGGCUUUCAUUAAAACUUACAGCAGUAA